GCUCAUAUGUGUAUGAGUUUGAAAGAAAAAAAGAAUGAAUAAUUUAUUGUAAAAAUUAGUCACCCCACAUGGUCUCCACCUCAUUGCCGUCUCUCUUAUAUUCACCACCACGCACUCAUUCUUCAUUUCUCUAUUAUCUCUUCUGUUCUAUUCUCUCUCCCUAGCUGAGUCACUCACUCAUUUCGAUAUUCCGAUUCUCUCCGAGUCAAUUUUCUUCUAGAAUUAUCGAUCGAUUCAACGAUGUCUUCUGCUUCAACCACCGCAGACUCCGCCGAAUUCAUGCUCUUCGGAGUUAGAGUCGUCGUUGAUUCUAUGAGAAAGAGUGUCAGUAUGAACAAUCUCUCACAAUACGAACAACAACCUCAAGACAACAUCAUCAUCAAGGAUGAUAAUAUCAACAAAGACGUUAUCACCGCCGGUUACGCCUCCGCCGAUGACGCCGUUCCUCAAAACUCCGCCAGAAACCGCGACCGCGAACGUAAACGAGGGAUUCCGUGGACGGAGGAAGAGCAUAAGUUGUUCUUGGUUGGAUUGCAGAAAGUUGGAAAAGGUGAUUGGAGAGGAAUCUCAAGGAACUAUGUGAAAACAAGAACACCUACGCAGGUUGCAAGUCAUGCUCAAAAGUACUUUCUCCGCCGAAGUAAUCUCAAUCGCCGUCGCCGUAGAUCCAGUCUCUUUGAUAUCACCACCGACACGGUAUCUGCAAUUCCAAUGGAGGAAGAACAGGUCAAGAAUCAAGAUAGUGUUUCCCAGUUACAGCCACUGUGCCCUGCAGUCCCUGAAACUAGAAAAAUCAAUGGAUUUCCUUUUAUGUCAGUAUAUGAGUUGGGUGUUAAUGAGAGUACUCCAAUGGAAGAACUCACUCUUGGACAAGGAAAUGUGAAACACAAUUUUCAAACCAACAGUCUAUUCAAUCCAAUUCCUUUUGUUGUUUCAGAUCCCAAAGCUUCCAUUGUGUCUGAUAUCACCUCUAGUUCAUCCAUUGACCCUCCAACACUUUCCCUCGGUCUUUCCUUCUCGUCCGAUCAAAGGAAGACAUCAUCAACACAUUUACAUGCAAUGCCAUGUUUCAAAAAUGGAGAUAAUAUCAUAAGUGUUGCUUAAAAAAAUGGUUUAUGAUGAUUACUAUAGUCCAUAUAUUGACCAUCUUGGACUCAAAAGGUUACAGAUAUAUUUAUUAUCUAUAGUCUCCUAACUCCUAUCUUUUUGGUGGGAGAAGAGAAAGACCUUGAAGGAAAAGGGCGAUGGAUUCAGAGAAACAAAAGCUUAGGUUUACUAAAUUUGAUCCUUCUGUUCCUUGUACAGACCGGGAAAGGUCCUGUUCAGUUUCUUCUUGUUUUAUUUAUGUUAAUUAAUGUCAUGACUUUAGAUUCUUGUUUAUUUUGGUCGUUUAUGUUUGUAGUUGAUGUAACUGAAAAAUAACAAAGUAGUCUCUGUUCAUUGCUGAUAACGUUGGAUGUGGACUACACAGAUGAAUGGUUGGUUUGUGGCUCUUUUGGGGAUAAUAUCAAGUUGGGUUCAAACAUUGUUCUUGUUAAAAAUUCAAAUCGGACUGUACUGCUUGUCUGCUUA
Molecule: messenger RNA, 1572 nt
Organism: Medicago truncatula (barrel medic)
Lineage: Eukaryota; Viridiplantae; Streptophyta; Magnoliopsida; Fabales; Fabaceae
Product: transcription factor MYB1R1
Exons: 3
Coding region: 241-1104 (287 amino acids)
Biological process (GO): response to ethylene; response to gibberellin
Molecular function (GO): DNA binding
Source: RefSeq, a predicted model, not a curated record